Messenger RNA from Danio rerio (zebrafish), 2109 nucleotides. It is a transcript of the gene ugt2a2, whose product is annotated as UDP glucuronosyltransferase 2 family, polypeptide A2. NCBI's taxonomy places the organism in Eukaryota, Metazoa, Chordata, Actinopteri, Cypriniformes, Danionidae. The record is from RefSeq and is marked validated.
GCACUAAGUUGUUUUCGAGUUCUUCUGCCAUGAUGAAGUGUUUAUUAAAGCCGUCUCCGCUUGUCCUAAUCUUCAUAUUCAGCUUUACGCACGCCGGUAACGUGCUCGUUUUACCGGGCGAGUACAGCCACUGGCAGAACAUGAGGAACGUAGUGGACGAGCUGCUGAAUAGAAACCACACAGUAACAGUUCUGGUGUGCUCGGCCUCUCCAACAAUCAACUUCACCCAGCAGGAGAGGUUUCAGUAUCUGGUGUUUGAGGUGCCUUUGAGUGCGCAGGAGUUGGACGGAGCGAGCGAAGAGCUGAUCCACAUCUGGACGCAGCAUCCCAGUCCAAACCGACUCCAGACCGCUCUCCAAAUCAUAGAGCUGCUCGGGAGAGUGCGCGUGAUGCACCGGGCAAUGUGCGACUCCAUGCUGCGUAAUGACGCGUUAAUCGGGCAGCUGUCCGCUUUAAAAUUUGACGUGCUCUUCAACGAUCCUAUGUUCAUGUGUGCCGAUCUGCUGGCUGAGAUGUUGGAUCUUCCUUUGGUGCUUUCUGUGCGAAUUUCACCGGGGUUUUGUUUGGAGAGGAUGUGCGGACAGAUGCCCGCUCCGCCGUCUUUUGUACCGAUCACUCAGACGGUUUUGACGGAUCGCAUGUGCUUCAUGGAGAGAGUGCAGAACAUGAUCGCCAAUAUUGUUUUUUCCGUCUCGUUUUACAUAGUGGCUUGGAUAAGUUUGGAUAGUUACUACACUGAUGUAUUAGGUAAACCCACAACUAUGUGUGAGACCAUGGGAAAAGCAGAUAUCUGGCUGAUAAGAACGUACUGGGAUUUCGAGUAUCCGCGUCCAUUCCCACCUAACUUUAAGUUUGUUGGAGGACUGCACUGCAAACCCGCCAAACCCCUGUCUAAGGAAAUGGAGGAGUUUGUUCAGAGCUCUGGAGAUCACGGCGUCGUUGUUUUCUCAUUGGGCUCCAUGAUUAAAAACCUGACAUCGGAACGAGCCAACACUAUUGCUGCUGCUCUGGGCCAGAUCCCGCAAAAGGUUGUUUGGCGUUACAGUGGGAAAACUCCAGAAACACUGGCUCCCAAUACUAAAAUCUACGACUGGAUCCCACAGAAUGAUUUGCUUGGUCAUCCAAAGACAAAGGCUUUCAUCACUCAUGGUGGCACAAAUGGACUGUAUGAGGCUAUUUAUCACGGUGUCCCGAUGGUGGGUUUGCCACUGUUUGCUGAUCAGCCUGAUAACCUACUGCACAUGAAAACCAAAGGAGCUGCUGUAGUCCUUGAUAUCAACACACUGGAAUCCAAAGACCUGGUGGAUGCUCUGAAGACCGUCUUAAAUAACCCAUCGUACAAGGAGAGCAUCAUGAGGCUGUCCAGAAUCCACCACGAUCAGCCGAUGAAGCCGCUGGAUCAGGCCGUGUACUGGAUUGAGUUUGUGAUGCGGAAUAAAGGAGCCAAACAUCUGCGAGUUCAGGCGCAUGAGCUGAGCUGGUAUCAGUACCACUGUCUGGAUGUAGCGGCCUUCUUACUCUCCAUCACCGCUCUGAUCACAUUCCUCUGGGUUAAAACAUGCUGCUUCCUUUUCCGCAGAUGUGUCAGGAAAACCCAUCCUGAGAGGAAAACACAGAAGAGUAAAAAGGAGUGAAUGCAAACUGCAGUCCAAUAGUGACCAGAUAAUUCCCCACAGAGAUGCAGUAUGUGUGUCAGUGGUUGUGCAAAUUGUGUGUGUGUGUGUGUAUUGUGAAUUGAGAGUGCUUUUAAUCAAAUAAAUGCAUGUGCAUUUAUAUGUAAAUAAUAAUUUUGUGAACAUUAGUUUAUUUUUUUUAAUUCUGUUUAUUCGUCUGAGCUUUACACAGAGACUCCUGCUAGUAGAUUAGUGCAUAUUUUUGGGGAACUUUCAGACGAUCAAAAUCUAUAUAGAGCGGGGAAAUAAAUAUUGAACACAUGUUGUCAUGUAUUUUUCAGGGAAUAAUAUUUCUAAAGGAGCUGCUGACAUGGAAUUGAGGGAGAUUUUGGUAAAAACCCAAACGAUAAAGACAUAACAAUAAAACAAAACAAAUCUGAGAAAUGAGUUGUGUGUAAUAACACUGACAGAAGGAGAAAGCGCUGAACUACUGAAA